AUGCCUUCCACCAACGGUGUCAAUGGCUCUGCCAAGGUCCUCGACCACACCACCGCUCUCGACCUCCUCAAGGAGUACGAGAGCCGCGAUGGCCUCAGCAUCGCAGACCUGAUGGACACCAAGCUGCGGGGAGGUCUGACUUACAACGAUUUCCUCCUCCUGCCUGGCUACAUUGGUUUCCCCGCCUCCGACGUUGCCCUUGAUUCUCCCGUAACAAAGAGAAUCACCCUCAAGACCCCCUUCGUCUCUUCGCCCAUGGACACUGUCACUGAGCACGAGAUGGCCAUCCACAUGGCCCUCCAGGGUGGUCUGGGUGUCAUCCACCACAACUGCUCUCCCGACGAGCAGGCCGAGAUGGUCGCCAAGGUCAAGCGAUACGAAAAUGGCUUCAUCGCUGACCCUGUCGUCAUCUCCCGCCAGACCACCGUUGGUGAGGCUAGAGCCCUCAAGGAGACUUGGGGUUUCGGUGGUUUCCCCGUGACAGAGUCCGGCAAGCUCGGUUCCAAGCUUUUGGGUAUCGUCACUAACCGUGACAUCCAAUUCGAGGAUGACGAGAGCAAGUCGGUUGAGGCCGUCAUGGUCACCGACCUCGUCACCGCUCCCCACGGCGUCGACCUGCUCGAGGCCAACAGCAUCCUGGCCAAGUCCAAGAAGGGCAAGCUGCCCAUCGUUGACAAGGACUUCAACCUCGUCUCCAUGAUCUCGCGCUCCGACCUUCGCAAGAACCACAACUACCCAUUGGCAUCCAAGUUGCCCGACUCGAAGCAGCUCAUUGUUGCCGCUGCCAUCGGUACCCGUCCCGAGGACAAGAUCCGUCUUCAGAAGCUCGUUGAUGCUGGUCUGGACAUUGUCAUCCUUGACAGCAGCCAGGGUAACAGCAUGUACCAGAUUGAAAUGAUCAAGUGGGUCAAGAAGGAGUUCCCCGACCUCGACGUCAUUGGCGGAAACGUCGUGACUCGCGAGCAGGCCGCCAGCCUCAUUGCUGCUGGUGUCGACGGUCUCCGUAUUGGUAUGGGUAGCGGAAGCGCCUGUAUCACCCAGGAGGUCAUGGCUGUCGGCCGUCCCCAGGCUGCCGCUGUCUACUCCGUCUCUUCCUUUGCUGCCCGCUUUGGCGUCCCCUGCAUUGCCGAUGGUGGUAUCCAGAACGUUGGUCACAUUGUCAAGGGUCUCUCUCUUGGCGCUACCACCAUUAUGAUGGGUGGUCUUCUGGCUGGUACCACUGAGUCGCCUGGUAGCCUCACCUCGUUUGUCACUCGUGAUGGCAAGCUCGUCCAGACCAAGGCCUACCGUGGCAUGGGCAGCAUUGACGCCAUGCAGGACAAGAAGGCUGGUGCUGGUAGCAAGAACUCUCAGGCCAGCAACGCUGGUACCGCCCGAUACUUCUCCGAGGGCGAUAGCGUGCUUGUUGCUCAGGGUGUUUCCGGUACUGUGGCCCACCGUGGCUCCGUCGGCAAGUUCGUUCCUUACCUGGCUGCUGGUGUGAAACACUCUAUGCAGGAUGCCGGUAUCAAGAGCUUGCAGGAGCUCCACGAGAAGGUGGCCGACGGUUCUAUGCGCUUCGAGAUCCGAACCGCCAGUGCUCAGCUUGAGGGUAACGUCAACAUGGAGAGCUACGAGAAGAAGCUCUACGCAUAA
This is a messenger RNA of Pestalotiopsis fici W106-1, 1635 nucleotides long. RefSeq names its product Inosine-5'-monophosphate dehydrogenase. The transcript has 2 exons. Gene Ontology annotation, molecular function: IMP dehydrogenase activity. The record is from RefSeq and is a predicted model, not a curated record. Bases 1 to 1635 code for a protein of 544 amino acids. Gene Ontology annotation, cellular component: cytoplasm. Gene Ontology annotation, biological process: GTP biosynthetic process. Lineage: Eukaryota; Fungi; Ascomycota; Sordariomycetes; Amphisphaeriales; Sporocadaceae.